Messenger RNA from Pungitius pungitius (ninespine stickleback), 860 nucleotides. Its product is annotated as hydrocephalus-inducing protein homolog. Bases 1 to 621 code for a protein of 206 amino acids. NCBI's taxonomy places the organism in Eukaryota, Metazoa, Chordata, Actinopteri, Perciformes, Gasterosteidae. The transcript has 5 exons. The record is from RefSeq and is a predicted model, not a curated record.
AUGGAAAGACAAACUGCUCCAAUCCAGUCCAUUGUGGAUGAGCUGCAGUGUCAGUUUGCUGUGUAUGAGCAGACCCAGCAACAGGUGGAUCACAUCUUGCAGCACUGGGACCGAGCCCGGGGCUUGUUGCUGGUCCCGUUGCCUGGUGACGAGGCGCCUCCAGUGCCUGAGGAUGCCCCAACAGAGAAACAGACGGCUGUUGGCAAGAAGAACAAGAAACACGGCUCGUCUCCGUUGCCUAGUCAGAUGUCAGUGCCAGCUGCAGCGGACGUGGUGCUUCCACAGGACAUUAUCCCUCACGUUGCCCUGAACGUAACAAGGAAAGACUGUCCGAGUGCUGCGGAGCUGCUAAAAGGCAGCACACUGCCUCCACUGGCCGAGGUGUUGGAUGAUUUGGGUUUGGGACCCAGCGGCCCACCCGUCCCACCACCCACAACGUUCUCUGUGGUUCCUUUUCCUGAAAACAGGGAGCAAUCAAACGUUCAACUCACCUGUAGCUGUUUCACCUUCCUGGUUCCCUUUGGGCUGGACGAACAGGACGAGGAGAAUAAAGAUUGGGUGGAAGAUAUGCGCGCAUCAGUUGUAAAGUCUGACAACAUUUCGCUGGGUUGUACCAGCUAAUGGCGAGGUGGUUCUGAGGAUCUGGUUCUACUCAGAAUUCCCAGGGACGUUUGAGCAGACCUUCAACUUUGAGCUUUUGGGGACUCUGAGAAGCUACCAGCUCCUCUGCAGAGGAAUUGGCACCUACCCCUCCAUCUGCAAAGACUACAUGUCAGUCAACAUUGAUUAACAAUCAAUCAAUCAACUCUUUAUUUCAGACUCAAGGUCCAGGUCUAGUACUUAAAUAAACGUGGUGGAAA